AUGUGGAACAAGAAAGCAAGAGCUAAAUGUGUGGAAUGCGGCGAAAUGGUUAAAAAUGUACGCGAACAUUUAAAGGGCGCGUAUCGAUGUCGCGGUUGUCCGUAUUACACACACUGUCGUAGUGCUUGGCAGCGUCACACUCGUGUCGAUUGUGGGAAGGAGCGAGGAGAAGUGAUGAGAAGGAGCCAGAAGAUAAUUGCAUGUGCCGAGUGCGGGCGAUCAUCGUGUCACGACCAGUCUAUGUUGAAUCAUCUGCUUGAGUGCGGCGAAGGACGUGCAGUGGUUACUAAUAUCGUGAACGAUGACGAUGAAUUUUCCAUAGCACAAGAGCUGAAGGAGGCGAAAAUGUUUGGGGUUAUCUACGAAAUAAACAGUGAAGAAGAUGAUAUUGGCUUUUGGGAGAGGCUGUAUGACAUGACUGCUUCUAGUACUGCCAAAGCAAAUGCGAGGCUUAACAGGGCCCGUCUGCAGAGCUUGAAGAGAAUGAACAUGAUGUCGGUCUUUCCUCUUGCCGAUAUGUCACGAAAAGUUUCUCAGUUGGAUACUGCAUAA
Molecule: messenger RNA, 552 nt
Organism: Gongylonema pulchrum
Lineage: Eukaryota; Metazoa; Nematoda; Chromadorea; Rhabditida; Gongylonematidae
Source: the annotation of a GenBank genome assembly